CACCACGAGGACGCGUGCAAACAGCUGCAGCGGAAUUACACGACGCGGACAGUACCAAAGGAAAUCUGCGAACAAACCGAACACGAAAAACAGGAAAAUUCCCAAACGCAAUCCCAUAUCAUCAUUCCCAAUCUUUGGCAUCCUCGCUUCAAUUCACAGUUCCAGUUUCAUAGCCUGAAAAGGAUGCAAGAACAUGGGGUGGUCACACACGAAGGAGCUGAUGGAGUCGCGGGAUCGCUCGAAAAGAAAUGAGCUGGCCGUAAUGAAGCAUUGCUUAGUACUUACAGUGAGAAGCAUUGUCUUAUGACCUUGUAUCAGCUGAUGCUACGAGCCGUUAUCGAUCCUCUGGCGCCUAAGUUGACUAUAUAUGCAGCACCAAUGAUGGAAUACGUUUUGGUUCGUGGCCCCACAUCCUUUUUGUUUUUCAAAGCCUCAUGGAACUUUUCGUCCGCAAUGUCCCGUUCUCGAUAUCAGACGAGGACCUUCGCGUACAUCUAGCGCGCAAAAUCCACCAGCCUCCGAUCCAAGAUCCCGGCUCUCCACCACUGAAUUUCGGGGUGGAGCUUUUUCGCAAAGGAAGAUCGAAUGUACACCGUGGCAUGGGUAUUGUAACUUUCCCGGACGCCAGCUCGGCCAGCGUAUUCCUGCAACUACACCACGUCAUAAGCAUCGCCGGGAAACCAGUCUCCUUUACACGUUCCAAUCGUCCCACUAAUGAAGCCCGUGUAGCUGCUGUUAUGUCGCGCCCUUGGGUCGACCCUGAAUCCGUGCGCCGUGAACGAAAGAGACACCAGGACAUCGCGUCUGCUUCUUCAUCGAUCACCAUUGAGCUUGGGCGCAUCUGCCGCAAAAGCGUCUUCGCAGCAGAGCUGACCGUCCAAGGCCGUGUUAUAUGCGAUCCUGACCUACGCAGGCUCGUCAUCAAUAUCGAUCCAGUCCCGAUCAACAGGCGCAUGGAUCUCGAAUCAAUAUUUUCUGCCGUGAUGUCACAUGUACCGUCGAAAUCUUUUUGGUACCGCGCGCACAAUAUCAAUACCAUAUUGUCAUCAGACGACGGAUGUCAUAUCUAUAUCCAGUCAUCUCUUCCUGCGACCAUUCAGGUCGUCGGGGACCUGGUUACAGACCGACUUUCUUCGCUACGCACAGAUGGUCGCCUCACGCCAUUGAUUUUCCAAGGGCUGUGUCUGCACUUUGCCACAUCAGUCGACGCACACCAAUUUCUUCAUCGCUGCAAAGAGAUCCAUUUACCUACCCCCAUUAAUCGCUCUAUGACUAGGAUACUGCGAGAGGAAGGAUACAGCGAAAAAAGUCUGGAUGCUUUACAAGUAGAGAUCCGGUCUCUGUCUUUUCCCCUUGCUUUUGAGGUUGAAAAGGCGUACUGGGCAGGGCUUCUCGAAGCUUCAGAGCUGCUGAGUCUUUGUGGUGCGCUACAUGAAUUAGAGGCGCGUCACGACAACCUCACUGCCGCCUCCGCCUUUCGCCAAUUCACCUCUGUGCUGAAUGUUCCAAGUCUUCGGGACACUCUUCAUACUCCACUAGCAGUAAAUGUUCCACCGCAAACACCUACAUCUACAUCUCAGACAUCAAAUUCGACCUCGCCACAAUCAGGGUCCAAAUCGAGCCGGAAACGUCGAAAUCGUAGGACUCGUAAACGGCAACUGGCCUCAACUGCGCCCCACAGAGCAGAACAAGAUCUUACUGGUCUGCUCCAUGAAGCAGUUGAGGCCUACUUAGUGGAAGCCAGAACGCCAAAGCGGCGCUUUGCCCCUUCUCCAGCGAUAUACCAGUCGUACCAUCUCAUCGUCACGCCCACGACGCAGGUUUUGGAGGGUCCUCUUCCAGAUCAGUCCAACAGUGUCUUACGACGCUAUAACAACAAUGAAGCAUUCCUUCGUGUAUCAUUCCAAGACGAGGACAAGGGAAAGCCUCGCCGUGAACAGUCAUUCUCAAUAGAUCAGCUCUUGGAGAAACGGUACCGUCCCGUCCUUACGGGUGGAGUGCUAGUCGCAGGGCGCAAGUUUGACUUUCUUGGUUACUCGAUGAGUGGACUGAAGGAUUAUUCUUUUGCCUUCGUGACGCCGUUCACAUUUCAAGGUAAUCAUGUUACCGCAGAUAUCAUUCGUGGAGAGCUGGGUGAUUUUACGAGAGCUGCUUACCGCCCCGCCCUGCUAGGUGCUCGUUGGGGCCAGAUGUUUUCGACGUCAUUACCGUCUGUGGAAAUCUCCCCUGAUAUGAUAAAACGCAUUCCAGACCGAACUGCCGGCACUAGCACCAAUGCCCUCUUCACCGAUGGCUGUUCAACGAUCUCGCACGAACUCAUCACAAUUGUGAAGGAAAAAGUCCUACGACGCGCCAAAUUUGGCCCCUCAGCGCUGCAGUUCCGACUCGGAGGAGCGAAGGGAGUCCUAUUUAUGGACCCCGCCUUAACAGGGCAAAUGUUAACGAUACGUCCAUCACAGACCAAAUUUGACUCCGAAAACAUUCGCAGUCUAGAUGUAACCACCACAUCAGCAAAGCCGAUUUAUUGUUACCUGAACCGGCCAAUGAUUGCUCUCCUGGAGCACCACAAAGUUCCAAAUGAGAGCUUUAAACGCCUGCAAGACUGGGCCAUCAGUGAAGUGCGCCAAAUCAAGAAAUCUCUGGACGCCGCUGCUACCACGUUUACACAUCAUGGUCUCGGCGCCUCCUUCCACUUGGAAUCCCUGUUCCGUAAUAUGGCCAGGAUCUUACAGGUGGAACUAUCUCAGGAUCUUCACUCGGAAUCAGGUAUACGCUUUGACUUACUGAAGACUGUCAUCGCAUAUGGUGCCACCCAUAUCUUGAGGGAAAUCAAGCAUCGUGCACGGAUCCGAGUGCCUGGUUCGUACACUCUAAUUGGCGUAUCGGACGAGUGGGACUGUCUUGAGGAAGGCGAAGUAUAUGCCACAAUCUUUGAUCCACGCACAAACGAACGCGUAGCUGUUGAAGGACGUGUUCUGAUCACACGUAGCCCUCAGAUUCAUCCCGGAGACGUUCAGUUUGCCACGGCAGUGCGAAGGCCAGAAUUGAAUCAUUUAACCAACGUAGUCGUGUUUUCGUGCAGGGGAAGCCGCAGUUUACCAUCUUGUCUUGGAGGAGGCGAUCUCGAUGGUGAUAUCUACAACAUCAUCCUUGAUCAAGCUCUAUUCCCACCCAAAGCAUUUACUGCGGAACCUGGCGCAUACAAACCGCUGCCGCCUGAUACCAGAAGCUAUAUAUGUGGUAAAGCUGAAGUUGCGGACUUCGUUAUCAACUAUAUCAAAUCUGAUCUUCUGGGAUAUAUCUCCACACUUCAUCUGAGAAUCUCUGAUCUCAAAGGUGUCGAUUGUGACGAGUGUCUGCUUCUGGCGAAGAAAGCGUCACAUGCUGUCGAUUUCCCCAAGGUCGGAACUCCUGUCAACUUUAAAGAGCUUCCCCUACCUCCAGAUCGGAACCUACGGCCUGAUUACCUGUCUGGUGAGGGUGUCAAUCCCGGCGACGCACCAGGGUAUUACCUUAGCAAGAAGAUACUUGGCAUACUCUAUCGCAGUGUACCUGUCGAUGAGUACCGUCCACGUAAAGAUGAAGCAGACCUUGUUGACCACGAGCUGCUAGAUAAUUUGAUAGAACCUCAUAUGUACGUGGCCUAUGACUUGAGCCUGGACCCCGACGAAAAUGUCCUUGAAGAAAUGCGUCACAUCUUGGACGAAUAUUGCCAACAACUGUUGGCAAUAGCCAAAGUGCACACCGUUUCCAAAGGGUCAAAAGCACAUCUUUCUGAGGCGGAGCUUGUCUGUGGGUGUAUCAUGGAACAUUACUACGAUCACAAGAAGCGUAGAGAGACCACCGCGUCUAUGAACCUUCAGACACAUGAGCUCACACGCGCGAUACGACAAGAGUUCUUUCCUCCUCCAGAAGAGAGUGACGACGAAGAAUUUGACGACAAUGACUAUGACGAUAAUUUUUCGGAUCUCGUGUCAAAUGAUGAGCUCGAGCGUGAUAUUCAGCACCUUUGUGUCAAGUUUAAUCGUGCUAGAGCAGGUUGGGUGGCAGCCCAAGAGGCCUUGACUGAUGCGCGGGAGGAGAGGGUACGAUCCUUUGGCCCCCAGAGUUUUGGUAUUAUAGCUUUGGGAGUCAUGUUGGAUGUGCUGAAGGAGCUUAAGAAGCCACGUACUCGCUAUCAAUGACUCGUUUCAUAUGUUGCACACUGUAUCAUAGUUCUAAUAUUCUGAUACCUUUUCUAUAUGCAGAUGC
Guyanagaster necrorhizus is the source of this 4251-nucleotide messenger RNA. RefSeq names its product RdRP-domain-containing protein. Gene Ontology annotation, molecular function: RNA binding; RNA-directed RNA polymerase activity. The record is from RefSeq and is a predicted model, not a curated record. Gene Ontology annotation, biological process: siRNA processing. Lineage: Eukaryota; Fungi; Basidiomycota; Agaricomycetes; Agaricales; Physalacriaceae. Gene Ontology annotation, cellular component: nuclear RNA-directed RNA polymerase complex. The coding region runs from base 435 to 4184 and encodes 1249 amino acids. The transcript is spliced from 7 exons.